UCGAGUCUCGCAAAAAUGCUUCCGCUCUCUAAACACCGACCCUCUCUUUCUUUUCUUUUUUCACCUACGUGUGGAACAUCGCGAUUUUCUAACGUUGGUGUUUUCCUUUUUAAAAUAAGUGAAAAAUGGGUUUCGUAAAAGUUGUGAAGAAUAAACAAUACUUCAAGCGUUAUCAAGUCAAAUUCCGCAGGCGUCGUGAGGGUAAAACCGACUACUAUGCCCGCAAACGUCUAAUCUUCCAAGACAAAAACAAAUACAACACCCCCAAGUACCGUCUGAUUGUACGUCUCAGCAACAAGGACAUCACUGUCCAAAUUGCCUACGCAAGAAUUGAAGGAGAUCGCGUUGUUUGCGCUGCCUACUCUCAUGAAUUGCCAAACUAUGGUGUUAAGGUUGGUUUAACCAAUUACGCCGCAGCCUACUGCACUGGAUUGUUGGUAGCUCGUCGUAUCCUUAACAAAUUGGGCUUGGAAUCGCUGUAUGGUGGUUGCACUGAAGUCACCGGCGAAGAGUACAACGUUGAGCCCGUCGACGAUGGCCCAGGAGCAUUCCGUUGCUACUUGGAUGUCGGUUUAAGCCGCACCACCACUGGCGCCCGUGUCUUCGGUGCCAUGAAGGGAGCUGUCGAUGGUGGUUUGAACAUUCCCCAUUCCGUCAAGCGUUUCCCCGGUUACUCGGCUGAGACCAAGAGCUUCAAUGCUGACAUUCAUCGUGCCCAUAUCUUCGGUCAGCACGUUGCCGAUUACAUGCGCACUUUGGAAGAGGAGGACGAGGAGGGAUUCAAACGCCAAUUCAGCCGAUACAUUAAUUUGGGUAUCCGUGCUGACGACCUUGAAGAAAUCUACAAAAAAGCCCACUCUGCUAUCCGCGCUGACCCAACACACAAGAAGGUCAAGAAGACUGGCAUCACCAAGAAGAGGUGGAACGCCAAGAAACUUACCAACGAACAACGUAAGGUCAAGGUUGCCGAACACAAGGCUGCCUACGUUGCCAAGCUCAAGUCUGAAGCUGAGGCUUAAGUUAGUGCGAAUUGAUUGUUUGAGUGGAAGCUCUUUAGAAUUUUCCAUCACUUAUUCUAAAAUGAACACAAGAAAAUAAAAAAUAUAUAAAAUAUGAAAUGACAAAUUCAUAAUAAGGAUUUGACACUAGAAUUUUUAUAAA
Episyrphus balteatus (marmalade hoverfly) is the source of this 1161-nucleotide messenger RNA. RefSeq names its product 60S ribosomal protein L5 (gene RpL5). Gene Ontology annotation, cellular component: cytosolic large ribosomal subunit; ribosome. The transcript has 4 exons. The record is from RefSeq and is a predicted model, not a curated record. Gene Ontology annotation, biological process: translation; ribosomal large subunit assembly. Bases 126 to 1019 code for a protein of 297 amino acids. Gene Ontology annotation, molecular function: 5S rRNA binding; structural constituent of ribosome. Lineage: Eukaryota; Metazoa; Arthropoda; Insecta; Diptera; Syrphidae.